Messenger RNA from Anopheles coustani, 7550 nucleotides. RefSeq names its product tensin-1 (gene by). The transcript is spliced from 23 exons. The coding region runs from base 67 to 7200 and encodes 2377 amino acids. Lineage: Eukaryota; Metazoa; Arthropoda; Insecta; Diptera; Culicidae. The record is from RefSeq and is a predicted model, not a curated record. Gene Ontology annotation, molecular function: protein binding.
CUGAGUGCUUGCUAGUGUCUGUAGUAAUCUAAGUGCAGUGGUGGCAACCCCUAACACCACCGUAAGAUGCCGUGGGGUUGCCUCUGUUCAAAGGAGAAAAAACGGCCCCAAAUAAGUAGUCCCAUACUGAGCCCGGAGGAUUGUCAGAAGCUCCAGUUGCUUCCCGCCGCUAGACGUCCAUUGCUAUCGGCCGCGGAGAAACUAGAGGAGCGCCUUCUUCCACCGAAUUCCGGUGCCGGCGGUGAGUUCGACAACGAGAGCAGUGAAGAGACGCAACCACCGAGCGAUGCUGGCCGCGACCGACUGCAGCAGCAGCUGCUGCAGAAAUCGAAGCUCAAGUCCUCCAACCUCAAGAGCACAACCUACACCCGCAACACCGAGAACGACAAGCUAACGCGCCAUCUGAACACCGUCAAGUUCAGCUUCGAUGAACCGCACCGAAUCCCGAUCGACCAGCAGCAGCAGCACAAUGAAUCUGCCAAACCACCGGAUCGUAACGAACCUCCUCCCAAGCCAGACCGUAAGACGACGACGACUACGACGGCGAUACCAAAGGUCGUAGUAAAAGCACCGGAAGCAACCGGCAUCGGUGACAACGGAAACCAACCCAACAUCGGUAGGGACGAUGUUGAUUGCAACGGCAACGGGAACUAUGAUGUGGUGCCGUCGAUUAAAAUCAGUGACGAUUCCGGCAAGGACGAGCUGCAACCGUCGGUCGAUGAGAACAAGAACGAAAUCAUCGUCGGGGCGGUGGGCAGCGACAGCGGCAUCCCGUUCAUCGACGAGGAUCCGUCGCAGAUACUGAAGCAGCUGAACGCGAACCCGCAGCGCGGUCAGAACUUUCACGAUGCGCGCGUCAUCACGCUAACACCAAAGAAUGUGGGGUCGGAGGCGACGCGGGUGGCCAGCGAGCAGGCCAACCGGGACCGGAUACGGUUACUGGCGGAUACGAAGAAGUUCACACGGUUCCUCGUCGAGCCGCAGGUUGAGGUGGCCAAGUUUACACACAUCUUCCAGAUUCUGCCGCCGUCGUACGACCGGAUCUGCCAGCAGUGCCACCAGGCGCUCCAUCUGGACAUUGGGUUGCGGUGUGUAGUUUGUGACUUCACAUGCCACCAGCAGUGCGUGCGGCUGGAAAAGAAAACCAGUGGGGAAGAUGAACAGCAAGCAAUCAACAAGUACAAUUCGCUUCCGCUGCACGCGAUCAGCGCCCAGCAGCCGCACCAGCAGCAGCCACAUUUGCAACAGUCCCGGCCGACCACCAACUUGAACCAUGUAAAUAACAACCAUUAUCAUAAUUAUUCGCUCCAAACGCACUACCGGCCUCAACAGCAACAGCAGCAGCAGCAGCAACAGCUACAACAAGGUCAGCAUCAACAGCAGCAGCUUCAGCAUCAUCACUCCUAUCCCGCGCCCCGAUCGGUCGAGCCGCCAUCCCUGCGGCUAAACUACGUGACGGAGCGUAUUCUGGCGUCAACAUUACCGGCCCGGCGGCUUCAGAAUGGUUCCUCGUCGCCGUUCGCCGCUACCGGCAGCGGAGCGGGCCCGGCCGACGAGCACGAGCGCGAACUCAUCAAUAUGCUGGAGCAGAAACAUAAGCAGAACUACCGGAUAUUUGAUCUGGAGUCGUGCCUCGCCAACAUCACCCUGGAGAAGCUGUGCGAGCUGUGCAAAUACAUCGACUCCUGGCUGGGCAGUGGAAAGGAAAAGAUCGUCGUUCUACAGGACAGAGAGGACAAACAUCGGCUCGGUGCAGCGAUUGCAGCCUACCUGCAGUAUCAAAAAAUCUGCGGCUCAAACAUUCCGCAGGGUGGUGGCGGCCAGCAGAAGAAUUCCCUCUCGCCCGGUGGCUCGGAUAAUGGCCGGAAAACACCCACCUGGCUGGAUCUGGACAUCUACUCGACGCAAAAAUUUCUGGAAACCGUUGCCGGUCCACUGCGCAUUCCUUCGCAUAAGAGGUACAUUCAGUACUUUUCCGGGUUGCUGUCGGGGAUGAUCAAGAUGAAUUCAGCCUCACUGUUCCUGAAGGCGAUACGGGUCGAAUCUCCGCCAUGCUUGCACUACCGUGCCAUAACCGUCAACAGUGAGUGGCGCAGUUUCAUCAAAAUCUUCGAGGGCGUCCGGUGCCUCUUCACGUCCGAUAUUUAUGUCAUUCCGCUGACCACGCGGCACUUUAUAUAUGAGAUUAAAUACCCGCUACGGUUGCGCGGCGACAUACUGGUGCGCUGCUACCAGAUCAUACCAAAUAACAACAAAGCGAACUACGAGAAGGAACUGAUCGCCUCCGUGCAAUUUCACACAUGUGCCAUAACGGAAAAGGAAGUACAAUUCAAAAAGGGAGAUCUAGACUUGGCGUGCGAUGAUGAGCGCUUUGCGGCGGAACAUAAAAUGACGUUCUGUUUCGAUACCGUGCCGACCGAGCGACCAAUGAUCCUGGUUUUUCAAGACCCACUCGUAAGGAUAGAGUCACUGGCGGAAAACGGCGAUCAUCUGGAAACGAUUAAUGAAGGUUGGCCCAAAAAAGAUGAGUCCAACCACACGCAGGGGCCGCUGGAUGGAUCGCUUUACGCGACGAUUCUGAAGAGUCCCAAGUCGCCGACGGCCCCGCCGCACCUCAUCUCGCCGCCGGCCGAGUUCAGUAACGGGAAGCCGAUCCCGAACGGAGCACCACCGCCGCCAGUUCCGGAGCGGUCGAAGACGCCGAACUCGAUCUACCUGAGCCACAACGGUACGCCGCGCACGACGCCCGUGCCGUUCAGCGUCCACCCCGGCCAGCCAUCGCCGAGCCCCGGGAACGGGUCGGUUCUGAGCGAUUGCGUCAAGGUGACCAGUGUCAGUAGCACCAGUAGCUACAGCACCGCAUACCAGAGCGCAAACCAGAGCGGUUCUACUGGGGAGCCUGUAGGAGGAGGAGGUUCUGGGACUCCGGCAGCCGGUGCGGGCAGAAAAUCGGCCGAUGGGCGCGAAUCCGUCCGCAGUCCGCUGACCGUGUCCAUGGACUCGGGUAUCUCGAGCAGUGGCCCAGUUAACCGUCGCGCGCAGGGAUCCAGCGUUUCACCGUCAAGUUUUCCGAGUCAAGCUAGUCCGCAAGAUGAUCGUCAUCGAGAGCUGGAUGAUCUGCUGUCCGAUAUGAUGCUCACCGUGCAGGGCAUACCGGACGUCGGCGGCCACAAGGCAGACCAAACAAACCAGCGCCAGCCGCCACCGUCGCAGCCGCAGCAGCCGCCGCAGCAGCUCCACCAGAACCCGAACGACCACUUCGUCAACACGAACACCGACACGAUCAAGCGCUCGCACUCGGCGCAGCAUCCGCUGGGGCCGCGGCUCGACGACGGCCGCUCGCGGACCCCGCUAACGGUGAGCGACCUGGCGGCGGCCGCCAAGGAGCGCGAGCUGCUGCUGUACGAGACGUCCAGCACGACGACGACGCUCACGCCGCCGCCGAGCGAGAGCGGCCGCGAGACGCCCCUGCUGAGCGCCUACGGGACGAUGCGCGACCGCGAGCUUCAAAAUAUAAAUAACAAUAACCUGACGCCGGCCGAGCGCGAGCUGCUGCUGAACAUGCAGCGCCACCAUCAGCAGCAGUCGCUAGCGUACCCUCGGCCAGCGCGGUCCACCACCGGAGCAUCGGAGCGCUUCACCUCGGACGACGACGACGACCACCUACUGCUGCUCGGAAGCGGUGGAGGAGGAGGCGGAGGCAACGGAGGCGGCAGCAGCCAGAUACCGUACCACGCCCGCGAGGACUCGCGCCCCUUCACGUACGGCAACAUCCCGCCCACCGGCACGCCCCAGCAGCCGCCGGCCGGGACGAUGAUCAAGAUGCAGUCGGGCCUGUCGAGCCCGUCGAUGGUGCGGAAGGCGCUCGGUACGCCGACCGCCACCCGCAAGACCCUGCCGCGCAACGACUUCGAGGAGAUGUUGCGCGAGCGGCGCGAGAAGGUGCUGAGCGAGAAGUACACCAUCGGCGACCAGUCGCCCGGCCCGACCGUGGCCAGCGACACCAUCAACAACAACGCGCACGGUGACGGCGGCCACUGGACGACCUAUCAGCGCACGGUGCAGACGGGGUCCCACGGGGGGCAACCGAACGGGGCAUCCGCCGCCUACCACGAGCCGCUCAAGCGCUCCAACACCAUGGACGGCAGCUUCGGACGCCAGUUUUCCAGUGAAGGAAUUUCCGGCCAGUCCUGGUUGCAACUGCAGCAGCAAAAGUUGCGUGCACGCCGCGAACAGCAACGACGAGAACAUUCGAAUAGCUUUAGUUACAAUUACGGCAGUCCGGCAUUCCCCACCGGUGAGAAUGUGUACAGUACGACGCACCGACGCAGCCAAACGCUGUCGCCGGUGCGCAACGAGCGCAACUACCACACGAUAACCACCACCAGGACACACUCGGCCGAGCGGCCCUUCGUCGCCGUCCAGCGGGCUCACGAAAAUGCCAAGCUUCAGACAAUCGGGAACGCACCGCUGUCCAUUUUGAAUGCUUCACCGCACGGUCACAUUGCACAAGCACGAGCACAAAACCACCCCCCACCGUCGUCGCCAUCGUCGGCCAACACGACGGUCUCGUCGCCAUCACCGGCCCCGUCGGCCACUGCCACCAUCACCACCACCACCAAUCAUCACCAUCAUGUGGUGGUGAAUGGAGGCGCCAGUCCGGUCAACGGGCAAGCAGCUCCCUCGACGCCACAACCGCACCGACACACCAAUGGCACCAACGGCACCAAUGGAAGCCCCUAUCAGCAGCAGCAACAUCUUAACAACAGCACCCUCAACACCAGCAACGGACUGCUGUCCCUUGCCGACCAGGAUCAUUCGACUCCGAAACACGGACAGGUUCGAUUGGAGUCCGAACAGAUAAUCUUCAGUAACAUAAACAGUCUAAAUAAUCUCGAUAACUGCGAAAAGCUCAAUAACCUGCUAAAUGCAAUAACCACCAGUGUGGCGGCGUCGGCGGUGGCGUCGCCGGAACCGGCCAACGGUUCCCCGUCGGCAUGCAUGAACCCUAACAGUGCCAACGCGGCCCCCAGUGUAACUACCAGCUCGACCUCCUCCACUACCUCCUCCUCCUCGUCGUCCUCCUCUUCCAUGUCCACUAGCAAUCAUCGUAGCGCAGGCGUCAUUAAUCACACUCAUCCCCUAAUCGAUUCGUACCAUCAACCCGAUCACUACAACCACCACCACCACCACCAACACCACCACCACACCCACGAUCAUCAUGGCCAACGUCAGCAUCGGGCUCGGAAUGGCCACCACCAGCAAGAGCCGAUGGAGCUUUCCUCCCCGGAAGGGAGUGUCGAUGAGAAAGCCUCGAACGGAGACGGGCGCGGUGGGCUCGCACCGACGUCGGAGGCCAUCAGCCAGGGCCAGCUGGCCCUCGAUAAGCUGUUGGCUUCGUUGGCGCUCGAGAACGAUGUAACCGAGGAACAUCUGGCAAAAAUAGACGCCGGACGAUCGAAUGGGUACCCGGUUGAGGAACCGGAGCACCAUCCGUCCCGGGAGCUCUCCGACGUGCUGGCCAACCUGGCCGAGUACGAUUUGAGCGAGCACCAGCGGUUAACUCUGACCAACGGCAAUCUGUAUCACUAUCAGCAGCAGCAGCAACAACACCAGAGGUCCGUCGAACCGAAUGGAAGCUCGCGAUCAUAUCCGAACCCCUGCUCGGCCGAGUUGGCCAACGGGUACGGACAGGCCCGCAGUGUCAGCCGGAACAGUGGCGAAACGGCACCGCCACAGCAGCCGCCCAACCACCUUCAUCAGCAUCAUCCACAUCCACAUCACACGCUACUAAUGAACAAUCAUGUGCGACGUAUCGCGUCCGAAACCGACAGUACCAUCUCAUCCAUUUCGCCUAGCUUAUCCGAACGCAGCAAUGCGAUCUCUUGGUGCGACCAGGCACGGGAAGAAUCAUUCUCGUCGUACCGCUCGGAGACGGAACCGGACAGCUCACCGAUCGGCGGUUCGCCGCGACCGGAAACGCCCGCCUUCCCGGUGACGCCACGCACGCCGUACGGACUGAGCAAUGGUACCUCCAGUCCGGCGCUUCCACCCAAGAGUCCGACAUCACAACGCAGGAAGCACGUCCUGUUCAAACACCUCGAAAAGCUUGCCCUGGCCAAAGCGACCCUGUUUCAGUGCGUCGCGCCGGUUCUCGAGAAGCGAGCGCACGGUUGUACGUUUGCCUAUGACAAGGACCUGUUCAGUGGCAACCAGCAGCGAACGCAGGAGCUCAUCAACCAGAACGAGGCCCUCUCGUGCUACACGUCGCGCCGCAACUCGACCACCUCGAACGCGAACAGCGAACCCCAGGAGGUGGCGCCGCAGUUCGUCAAGUUUGCGCGUGACUCCUCCAAGUACUGGUACAAGCCGAACAUCAGCCGCGAGGACGCGAUCGCCCUGCUGCGCAAUGCGGCCCCGGGCACGUUCAUCGUGCGCGACUCGACCACGUUCGCCAACGCGUACGGGCUGGUGGUGAAGGUGAACCAGCCGCCCCCGGGCGUCCAGUACAGCGGCCCGAACGGCGAGGAGCUGGUGCGCCACUUCCUGGUCGAGCCGACGAUCCGGGGCGUGCGGCUGAAGGGCUGCGUCAACGAGCCCGUCUUCACGUCGCUGUCCGCGCUCGUCUAUCAGCACUCGAUCACCCCGUUGGCGCUACCCUGCCGGUUGCUAAUCCCCGAUAUGGACCUGCAACAAAUGGAGCACCAGACACCGGCACAGCAGCAACUGCUCCAGCAGGGAGCGGCCUGUAACGUGCUGUACUUGUUCACCUGCGACACCGAGUCACUCACGGGCCCGCAAGCAAUAAGGAAAGCCGUUAGCUUACUGAUGGCGAAAAAACCGCUUCCCAAACCGACACAAGUGCACUUCAAGGCAUCGCUGCAGGGAAUCACGCUGACCGAUAACACGCGGCAGCUUUUCUUCCGGAGACACUACCCGUCGAACAACGUGUCGUUCUGUGCCCUCGAUCCGGACGAUCGUCGGUGGAGCAUCCAGUUGACCGCGGGAGAUAUACCCGCUUCCAAGCGGAUGUUUGCGUUCGUGGCGAAACGAUCACCCUCGUCGGCGGACAACCAGUGCCACGUGUUCUGCGAGCUCGAACCGACGCAGCCGGCCGCAGCGAUCAUUCAGUUCGCGAACAAGGUCCUCGGUGGCCCGGGCGGUAUCGGCCAGCAGCCCGCAGUUACCAGAGCCAUCUAAGGGACGACCGUGGCAUCAAAUGCUGCGCUCCCUGGGAAGGAAAAAAAUAUAUUGAUUUUCGUUUGUUUUGCGUCACCGCAAUUAACCCGACCUUGGCUCGGACGGUUCCCGACGGCUGGGAAUGAACUCAGAAGAGAAAAAAAAACACACAAAAAAACUACUAACCAGAAUAGGCCUCACAGUUGCGGGAUAAACCCCCGUCCGACUGUUGUGGCCAUUAUCCAGACGACCAACGAACGCCAGUCAAAAGUCAGUCGAGUGCGAGUUUGGAUGUAAAAAAAAAACAAAAAUCGGAACCGACAUGAAAGAAAGUAAACUAAACACUCCCCUUUCAGUGGUGGGGCAUGCAA